Dermacentor albipictus is the source of this 1854-nucleotide messenger RNA. NCBI's taxonomy places the organism in Eukaryota, Metazoa, Arthropoda, Arachnida, Ixodida, Ixodidae. The record is from RefSeq and is a predicted model, not a curated record.
AUGCCUGAUCACGGACGGCGAGCCCUGCACCGAGUUUGUGACUCGGCUCACUGCUGGAACGAAGACCACGGCUGCGACUUCGUCGGCCCCCUGGCGGUGCUCUUGCAACACUUCGAGGCAGAGUGCGCCUUCCACACUUCUCAGUGUCAACGUUGCGGCGAGAAUAUUCCGAACGCCAGGCUAGCAGCGCACUACAUCGGCGGGUGCGGUGCUAGCAACUUCUCAUCUGCGACGCUUGCCGAGUCCUCGCAUCAAGGUCAACGCACUGCCGGUGACGUCACUGCAACAGCGCAGGAGAUCGAGGGCGAAACAGGGAACCGCUACGAAGACGAAAUCCCGGUGCUCCAGAGCCAAGUGAACGAACUCACUGAGACUGCAAGAGCCCAGGGCGCUCAGCUUCAAGACUUAAACGCCACACUAGCGGUUAUCCUCGAGGCUCUGAACGCAGCCGUGUCCGCAGCCGCCGAGAAAUUAUCAGACGCUAUCGGCGGCGAAGCUUCGCAGCUACACGAACGCGUGCGCGCUUCGAGAGAGGAGGAAAGCUCUCGGGUUAAUGAGGCUGAGGCGAGUGCAAGCGAAUCAGACGUGCGGCUGUCACUGCAAGGCGAGGCGACGGAUAUCCUUCGAAGUUUGGAAGUUCUCGCUGCCCAGUCUCUGUGGUGCCACGAACGCUCACUCCAAGCGCACAAUGGUAGGCGGUUCAUACCGGAACUUCGUAUUUUGCUGGAGUCGCAAAGUGGGACACCCACGCGUUCGGAUAGUCGAACGUGCACGCCUCGCUGUGAAAAGGGGAAGGAAAUCGUUUACGCGGCGGUUAUAAUCGGUGCGUCGAGACUGCGCGAGUAUGCCCACCCUACCUUGUUUGCUCGGUUUCGUUACCGACGCGCAUGGUGCAGUGUGACUUUUGGCACACCACCUAAUAAUCCAUAUGGAUGGGCGCUGAACUUGGAACACGUGCAGAGCUGGCAGCUGUUUACCACACGUAGUUUCUCUAGAACCGCCGGGGACUUGGUAUAGUUCGUUUCAAUCAGGUGCAACUUACGACCCGUGGCAGCAGGUUUUCUGUAUUCCUGACUUUGAUAGUAAAAGUUACAAUAUGUCCAUGUUUCGAUUUCAAAUCAUCAUACACGACUGUGAGUGACGGCAUCCAAUAAGGUCCGUCACGUGUCGGGGCUUUUCUCGAAGUCCAGCUCUGCCAUGAGUGCUUCUAAACCACCUUUGAUAACCUGCUGUAUGUUGACGCUUAUCUCAAUGCCUCACGUCUUGAAUAAAAAUUACUUUGUGGCAGUCCCUUUAUAUCGAAAAAUGCUUUCAUAGUCAAGACAACUCACCGUUAAAGCCACCAACCAUGCCGUUUUCUUUCCAAACACUGGAAAUAGGCUUAUUAUCUCUGUCAACCAUUAUGGAAUGCCGUUGGAAUUGCGUCCAUUUAUCUGCAUAGAAACGCUGUAAAGGGGCGUUCCACAUCUGUUUCACUUUGUGGUGAAGGCUGCCGCACUGCAGCGUGUUCAGUAUGAAGCCUCAGUGAUUAAAGAUAUAGAUUAUUCUGCUUUGACAAUUGCCAAAAUUGCCCAAAUAUAACAUCAGUGAGGUACACCAUAGAACCCCUCGGCUAUCGCACACGAGGCAGUGUUCGAACACACGCAGUCGAACGCUACAUUUUGCCGCGGAUAUCUCUGUAGUGCUGCCUGUCCAAUCACCUCGUUGACGCGGAAGAAGACCGCGUUCUCGUCGAGAGUGACAAAGGCGUCGCCACUGACAACGAGUGAAUAGCGCAUGCACUCCUCCCUUCACUGUAUUUUGCGAUUCACAGUGACGAUAAAUAAACCGUGCUGCAGGCAUCCGGUCUUUCUU